Messenger RNA from Echinostoma caproni, 540 nucleotides. NCBI's taxonomy places the organism in Eukaryota, Metazoa, Platyhelminthes, Trematoda, Plagiorchiida, Echinostomatidae. The record is from the annotation of a GenBank genome assembly.
AUGAACAGAAGGCAUGCUAGGAAAUCAAAAGAUCGAAAGCCCCAGAACCUCUCUCCAUUCCAAGGUCGUGUCAAGGAAGAGGAGCCUAGAAAAGCCGAGGAGGAAUUGUCAAAUCUUAUGACUGAUGAAAUGGAUGAUUUGGUGGAGGAAGAACUACUGUCGGAAGCCGACCUAAUGACUAUGUUGCAAGCGGAUAUGACGGACGAGUGGGACGUAAUGAACGUGGACAGAUACUCUAGAAAGAAGUCCACCCGUCAAAAUAAGGCACGUCAUAAAUCCAGAAAAAGGCGAUACACGUUUACAAGUGAUAGUUAUAUCGUUAAUACAGAGCCAUUGGGCUUGAUGCAACACUUAACACUUUCCGAUGCGCAUGCUUUGACAAUGGGAUUGCCAACAGCCGAAGGACGAGCGUGUGUACGUCGUCUCUUUGGCCUACUAUUGUCCGAAUGCGCUCCGAAGGCAAUCUACCGGAAGUACAUAAAAGACCAUCAAAUUGUUCUGGAUUUGAGUCAACUCAAUAUAUCUCAUUAUUACGGGUAA